AUGGAUUCCCCUGCGGAGAGCAAUCGUCUUGCCUUUGGCAUCACCUCACUUCCUUCCAGUACGCCUCCCCAAAUCAGCAAUCAAUCUGGACCUAAUCAUCAGAUUGGUUUCACUUUCCGUCCCCCUCAGACCUGUGGAGGGUUUUCUCAUUGGGCCUCAGCUUCAGCUGGGCUUUUGAAUACUUCACCUUCUGGGGAUCAUGCUCCUGACGUCUCUGAGAAAACUAAUCCAACUAGUCCUGCUUGCAAGAUGGAGUUAGAUGCCAGUGAAAAUGCUCCUCGUACCGUCGCAGAAGGAGCGCCUGGGGCUUCGGCUGUUGUGGUACGAGGAGAACAAGAGCGGGACAAUCCCCCCGGGCUACUUGCUUCUGGGGCCAUCGCCUCUGACCAGACUAAAAUGUCGGGGGUAAUGGGCCUUGUACCAGUUGCAGCUGGUACAUCGCGGGCGUACGUGGUAUUCGAAUCUCAGAAGGACCAGGAAAAUUGCCUGCCCUUGGGCUCUCUGGAUAUUUCCACCGUUAGCAGCGACAAAGUCCUCUACUACUUCGGCGUAUUGGCAAUACAGGCUCUUCUACUUCCGAAGUUUCAGUGUGACUCCAGCAAAAAACGUGGCUUUUGGAAAGGCAAGUUGACUUUGUACGGGCUAACCUUUGAGUCGGACUAUUCAUUCCAUACCCCUCUCCAAGCCAAAAGUGCUAUGGCGCGUAAGGCCCUUGAGAAGCUGCAGAGCCCCUACUCUUCCUGGACGGUGCCGCCAGAGCCGAUGGAUUGCCCUCUGACGACGGGAUGGAGUUGGACGGACAUCUUGAAAGACUACUGCAUUCAGAAUGGUUUGCCGGAACCAACGUAUACCAAGUACAAUCACAAGCAAGGAUGUCGCCAUGAGGCUCAAGUAGCCGACUUUUCACGCUUUGGAGUGCUCAAGCAUUACACUCAGGAGUGGAACUCAAAGAAUUCUGCUGCUCAAAUGACCCUGUAUGCGCUUUUGACGUUUGGUCAACUUCCGCCGGAUGGCAUCAGCGGAGCGGCCGCGCUACGAAAUUUCAACGAAGGCCUGUUGGUUGUGGUCCCCAGAGAAACAUUCCAAGCGGGUAUAAGCAACGGGAAUAACAGUUUGAAGGGUACCCGCAAAAGGCUUGGGGAGGAUCAUACUAGCAGAGGCCAAACCAAAAAGCGACUGGUGAAAGGCAGCUCCGAGGGCGUCAACGCCAACCUUUUACCCUUAGCCGGCAAUUCUAGGUUGGCACCAAUUGAAGAGCAUGAGCAAAAUAUAGAAAAGAGAUGGAGCGUCAGUUAUCGGGAACUCGAGUCAGAAUUGGAGAGAGGCUGGGAGACAAACACAGGAAAGCUUCAGAGAAUAUGUCAACUUCUCUCUCUAGAAGUCCCAGAGAUCCGGAUUGAGAGAAACAACGGCCAUAUGAAGGAAGACGAUUACAAGGCCGCUGCGUAUUUCAGCAAUGACCCCUUCCUGCGCCGUGCAAGUCCGAUCGGAGAGUCCAAAGGCAGCAUGUCCGAAGCGAAAGAAGCCUGUGCCCGAAAAGUGACUAGAUAUCUCAUCGAGAUGGUGAGGGAGGAUACUCGCUUGGAAGAUGAGGCAGCAAAAGAGAUUGAUAGGAUUAGAAACUGGGGGAGCAUUAGCCGCUAA
Aspergillus lentulus is the source of this 1644-nucleotide messenger RNA. RefSeq lists its product as uncharacterized. The record is from RefSeq and is a predicted model, not a curated record. Lineage: Eukaryota; Fungi; Ascomycota; Eurotiomycetes; Eurotiales; Aspergillaceae.